AUGAAAAAUGGCAAUUGCCAGAUAAUAAAUUUUGAUAUCUAUUCAAAUUUUCCAACAUUAAUGGAUUUUUCAAAUAAAUCAUUGGAUUUAUGUAAAACCUAUUCAAACCAAGCAGACCAAUUACUGAAACAAUCAAAACAAUCAUUAAAAAAAUACAAUAACUCACUUAGUAAACUUCAUUUAACUAUUAAAGAAACCAAUAAACAAAUAAAUAUUAUAAAAGAAUCAAUAAAAUCAUUUAAUGAAAAAAAUAAUACCUUUUUAAAUGAAUGUACAACAUUAAUAAAUUUUAAACAACAAAUUUUCGAAACGAUUGAUUUCAAAUUGGAAAUAUUAAAAAAAAAGGUUUUGGAUAAAGGAUUAGUAUUUAAAAAUAAACAACAAAACGAUAAUAAUUUAAAUACUUUAUAUGAUUUUAUAGAUACAGAAAGUUUAGAGUUAAUAAGAAAUCAAUUUUUACAAGAGGUAAAUGGCUUAAAUGAUUUAUAUGAAAGGAUUAAUCAAAUUCAAGAAACUUUAAAUAACGAUAAUAACGAUUUAGAGAUUCAGUUUUUAGAAUUACAAAAUGAAUUUAAUAAAGAAAUUCAAGAUAAUAGUAAUAAAAACAAUAAUGAUCAUAUAAUAUCUCAACAUAACUUAUAUACCACUAUAAACAAUACAUUAAUAAAUAUAGCGUCUCAAUGCGAUUUUAUAACAUUUUUUAAACCACCACCACCACCACAACAACAACAACAACAACAACAACAACAAGAUUUUAAUAAAGAUAUUAAUAAUAGAAAAGAACAAAUUCAAUUAUAUUUAGCAAAUGCUGCAGAGAAUCUUUUAUUAUUAUCAAAGAAUGCAAAAGAUUUUGAUGAAAAAUUUAAAAGAAUUAAUCAUCUCUAUUCAUUAGCUUUUAUUUUAUAUGACAAAUUAUCAGGAACCGUAUCAAAUGAUUUUGGUAAUAGUUGGGAAACUUUUGAAAAACUAUGCUCAAUUUUCGAACAAAGAUAUUCAGCUGCAAAUUAUUUUUUAGGAGAAUUAAGCAGUUUAAAUAAAUGGUAUGAAUUGUUUGAUAAUUCCUAUGAUAACUUAUUAGAAGAAGUUAAAAGAAGACAAAGGGAAUUUUUACGACAAAAAACUAUAGCAGAACAAUUUGAAUUGGAAUUAAAAGAACAAUUUAAUUUGGAAUUACAAAAUCGUAUAAAUUUUUAUGAUCAAUAUGGUAAAUUUUUACCUGUUUCAUUAUUUUCAACAAUAUCUGAUCCUCCAAUUCAAUUUCAAAUUAAACAAAUCGAAGAAACUGAUAUAUUUCCACAACAACAACAACAAAUAGAACAAAAAGAAAAAGAAAAAGAAUAAAUAAAUUAAAUUUUAUUAAAUUUAUAAAAAAAAUAAUUUAUUAUUAAUUUAUAUAUAUAUUU
Molecule: messenger RNA, 1403 nt
Organism: Dictyostelium purpureum
Lineage: Eukaryota; Evosea; Eumycetozoa; Dictyosteliales; Dictyosteliaceae
Exons: 4
Coding region: 1-1341 (446 amino acids)
Biological process (GO): piecemeal microautophagy of the nucleus; activation of protein kinase activity; autophagosome assembly
Cellular component (GO): phagophore assembly site; Atg1/ULK1 kinase complex
Molecular function (GO): protein kinase activator activity; molecular adaptor activity
Source: RefSeq, a predicted model, not a curated record